AUGAAGAAAACAAAGGAAAUUCGAAAGAGAGGACUGUACUCUAGUGCGUCUGUGACAGAGAAUGCGCCAAAAUGCUAUCAUGGCCCAAAACUGCUAUUUGAAGAGAAGGCGACGAAGAUUCAAACCUACGCCUGUGCUGGUUUCCGCACAGCCCGCGCCUGUAGAAAGGAUACCGAAGCUUGCACCGCUUAUAGUCUCAAACAAACCAUUUCUGCCUCCCAACUCUGCAGCCUGCCACAAGCGGAGCGCUGUUACUGUCACACAUGCAACCUCCUUUUUCAGGUUUUCUUCUCCCUGGACUGGCUAAACUUCCUAGUGGGUGUCUUUCAAGGCCUGGGUGUGAAGAAUGUCCUUUGCGUGGGUGCACCCCGGCUGUUUGAUUUUUUGCGGAUUCACACAGAAGGCAGGCACACCUUCAAUACCUUCCUACUGGAUAUCGAUGCUCGUCUGCCCCAAUUUUAUGCUUCAGAUGUUUUCGCGCAAUUCAACAUGCUAAAUGGUCACUUCUUUAAGGAGGAUACUGGUCGCGCGGCUCUUUUGAGCUUCUUUGAGUCAUGCGACGAUCGCAGCAUCAUUUUCUGUGAUCCCCCCUUUUCUGUGAUGCUUCAACCCUUGAUGGUGACACUUUGCAGUCUCAAGGAGAGCAUGCAAAAGGCGAGAACAGGCAACUGUAACAAGGAAUUGAAUUCAAGUGAUGUGAACACAAUGUUAGUACUGCCGUACUUCCUCGGGCCUAAGUUAUUUGCUGCUGUCCCAAGCAUGAAGAUGCUUGAUUACAAGGUAACUUACGAGGGCCAUUGUCGCUUAACCUCUGCUGGCAUAGGCGACAACUCAGGCAGUUCUCGCCGAGUAUCCAUUGUCCGCCUCUUCACUGACCUGCCACCAAAAGACAUCGGACCACCGCCUGAAUUGGAAUCACAGUUCAGGUCAGUAAGAUGA
This is a messenger RNA of Dibothriocephalus latus, 939 nucleotides long. The record is from the annotation of a GenBank genome assembly. NCBI's taxonomy places the organism in Eukaryota, Metazoa, Platyhelminthes, Cestoda, Diphyllobothriidea, Diphyllobothriidae.